GAACAUAUACGUUAAAAAAUGGCGUUCAUGAAGAGUGCUAUCCUGGUCUGUGUGACUGCGGUGCUGACGGUGUACCUACCGCAACUCUGGACCAAGACUCGUCCCAUCAUCACUGCAGGAACUGUACAGCCUGGAUUCGAACCAGUCGCCAAACUCUUCAGGGAGAACUUCGAGAAUGGAGUAGAAUAUCCAACGGCUGGUUCAGCAUUAUCGGUGUACUACAAAGGGUCAAAGGUCGUCGACAUCUGGGGAGGCUACGCGGACAGUGAGGCAGGACGGCCAUGGAAGGAGGACACUUUGACUGUAGUCUUCUCUGCUACAAAAGGCAUGGCUGCCUUGUGCAUGGCUGUUCUGGUGGACAGGGGUCACCUUGACUACGACAAGACCGUGGCUUCCUAUUGGCCAGAAUUUGCCCAGAAUGGCAAAGAGAACGUCACAGUGCGUACGCUCCUGAACCACCAGGCUGGUCUAUCUGAAAUCAGCGACGAGGAUACCUAUGCUCUAUUGGGGGACCAAGAUGCAUUAGGAGAAUUCUUGGCGCGGUAUGCCCCCGAAUGGGAGCCGGGUACGGCGCAGAGAUACCAUUCGUGGUCCUUCGGUCUGUACGCCAGCCAGGUCUUGAGACGCGCCGAUCCCAAGCACAGGACACUGGGCCAGUUCUUCAAGGAAGAGAUCUCUCAACCAUUUGGCAUUGAUUUUCACAUCGGUUUCCCCUUGGAAUUGUACCACCGCUACCCGCGUUUGUCGUGGGCCAGCGCUUACAUGUGGUUCAAGGAGAUGAUGAGCAGUCCGAUUAUGCGCGAAUUCAUAUGGCAGAGGGUGAAGACUGGUGAACUGGGAGCGAUCUUUAAGCCAGCAGAGUUCCAGGAAUUCAUGAUCCCCGAGAAACUAGCCCUCGAACAGCCGUCGGCCUACGGAGUGGGAACGGCCCGUGCUCUCGCUAAAGUCUACGGAACAUUAGCCAAUGGUGGAGCCACACUGAAAGGUCAAAGGUUACUUUCUGAGGACGUCAUGAAACAAUUCACGGAUCAGGCACAAGUAGAAGCUCUGGGAAUUCCAGAUGGAACUCCAAUUAUUUUAAACCUAGGAUUCUUCAUUGAUGAGAAGGCGAAACGGUUCGGCCACCCUGGGGCAGGGGGCCAGCACGCUAUUGCCGACCCUCAACACAAGCUGGGCUUCGGAUAUGUCUCCAGCUUCCUGUCCACGUACACCGUUGGGAGAGACCACCGCUUCCACCCACUGCUAGAGGAGACCUACAAGUGCAUUGAGAAACUGGAGGCAAAAUAACCGUCUCGUGCUGAAGAUGGAGGCAAUAGUUUUGUGACUGUUGUCGAGUGCUUGGCCGCUGUUUGAUCGCCGUUGUUGUUGUAAACAAACGAGAGUUAAGAAAUAUAGCUAAAACUAUCAGAAAAAUUGUUACAAAAGAAAAAAAGACAUUCAAUAGUUGUAUAACAAAAGGUUAAAAGUACAUGCAAGCGAACCUAAAAUGUAAUUGGAUUAUUAUAUUUCAUUUAAGUACAAUUAGUAUAUAUAUCGUUGUAGUUUUUAGCUGCGAUCGUUAAGAAUUUUUCAAGCUAGGUGUUGAACUUUCCUUUUUAUUGAAAGUUUGUUACUUUUUAAAUUUUUUUAAACCAAAUUGUAUUUGAAUAAUCGUUGUAGAUUUUAGCUGCUUUAAUUGGUUUAAUUGUUACGGAAUUUUGAACGGAACAACUCUUGAUUUCGUGAAGAUAUAUUUUGCUGUAGUGUGUCGGCUUUUGUUUUUGCCAGAGCUUCUUUGUAUUGCAUCUCAUAAUUAUUAGACACUAUAAAGAUAGUUUUUAUUGCACUCUGCCUUCUCCAAGAUA
Messenger RNA from Patiria miniata (bat star), 1844 nucleotides. Its product is annotated as beta-lactamase domain-containing protein 2-like. Bases 19 to 1287 code for a protein of 422 amino acids. The record is from RefSeq and is a predicted model, not a curated record. Lineage: Eukaryota; Metazoa; Echinodermata; Asteroidea; Valvatida; Asterinidae. The transcript has 7 exons.